Molecule: messenger RNA, 2512 nt
Organism: Apaloderma vittatum (bar-tailed trogon)
Lineage: Eukaryota; Metazoa; Chordata; Aves; Trogoniformes; Trogonidae
Product: kelch-like protein 2
Exons: 11
Coding region: 1-1416 (471 amino acids)
Molecular function (GO): protein binding
Source: RefSeq, a predicted model, not a curated record
AUGAUUGAUACAGAUCACUUGGAGCGAGCUUCUGUUGCAGUUAACCUUUCUGAGAUGCAGCCUGGUUUCGUGAUGUUCCAGCAAGUUGUCCCACUUUGCGUCUUAUCACUCUUGCGCAGCCGGGGACUACGUACAGCUGAGGCCUCUCGUGCUUCUUGUGUAAGGAUUCCUACCAAGAAACAGCACUUUUCUGAUGUCGUACUUAGUGAAGAAUACCUCAAUCUUGGUGUAGAGCAAGUGUGCACUCUUAUAUCCAGUGACAAACUCACAAUUGCCUCGGAAGAGAAGGUGUUUGAAGCAGUGAUAGCGUGGGUAAACCAUGACAAAGAUGUGAGGCAGGAGCUAAUGGCACGCCUCAUGGAGCAUGUUCGGUUGCCUUUGCUUUCCCGCGAGUAUUUAGUUCAGAGAGUUGAAGAAGAAAUUUUGGUUAAGAACAGCAGUGCUUGUAAAGAUUACCUCAUUGAAGCUAUGAAGUAUCACUUGCUGCCAACUGAGCAACGAGCAUUGAUGAAAAGCACUCGAACGAAAUUGAGAACACCCGCUAGCCUUCCAAAAUUGAUGAUGGUAGUUGGAGGACAAGCACCAAAGGCAAUUCGCAGUGUUGAAUGCUAUGAUUUUAAAGAGGAACGCUGGCAUCAGGUGGCUGAAUUGCCUUCCAGAAGAUGUAGAGCAGGAAUGGUUUACAUGGGAGGCAUGGUUUAUGCUGUUGGAGGUUUCAACGGUUCUUUGAGAGUCCGCACGGUAGAUUCCUAUGAUCCGGUGAAGGACCAGUGGACGAGCGUUGCCAAUAUGCAAGACAGGAGAAGCACACUGGGAGCAGCUGUAUUAAAUGGCCUUCUUUAUGCUGUGGGAGGAUUUGAUGGGAGUACAGGUUUAUCAUCAGUUGAAGUUUACAACUUAAAGACUAACGAGUGGUUUCAUGUAGCUCCAAUGAACACAAGAAGAAGUAGCGUUGGUGUAGGUGUUGUUGGAGGUAAACUGUAUGCUGUUGGUGGCUACGAUGGGGCGUCACGGCAGUGCCUUAGUUCAGUAGAAUGCUAUGAUGCUAAUACAAAUGAGUGGACGUAUGUUGCAGAAAUGAGCACUAGACGGAGCGGAGCAGGUGUUGGUGUGUUAAACAAUUUACUGUAUGCAGUAGGUGGGCAUGAUGGUCCUUUGGUAAGAAAAAGUGUUGAAGUGUUUGAUCCUGUUGCCAGUACAUGGAAGCAAGUUGCAGACAUGAACAUGUGCAGAAGGAAUGCAGGUGUUUGUGCUGUAAAUGGUCUCUUGUAUGUAGUUGGAGGAGACGAUGGUUCCUGUAAUUUAUCAACAGUGGAAUAUUAUAAUCCAACAACUGAUAAAUGGACAGUUGUGUCAUCUUGUAUGAGCACAGGAAGGAGCUAUGCAGGUGUUACAGUUAUUGACAAACCAUUAUGAUCAGUAGAAGGAUUUUCAACUUGAUUAUGCACUAGAAGCAGCUUUCAACAAGUGUAUUUGAAGUGACUGAGUAUCUAAGCACUUCUCUACUUGUAGCUGCCCCUUGAGUCACAGUGGAAGAUGUGACUGUCUACAAUUACAGACGAGAGAUGAUGAAGAUUACUCUAGGUAGAAGCAAUGCGUAGGAUUCUUCUGCAGUUGAGCAGAAGCUGAUUGAAAUUGAAAGUCUAGUGGACAAUUUUUUUUAUUGCAAGGUCUUCAAGAAAAAAUAAAAAAGCCACUUUCAUAAGGACCGACUUACGUGAGUCGUGAUUGAGAAACGGAUUGUCAGUGAAGAAUGGUGUGUAUUCUGGUGAAAGUAAAUUUUUGUCUUAUUUUUUCCAGAGACUAAUAAAUAUAUUUAAAGAAAUGAACCGUCAGUCUUCUUAGUAGGUAUUGAAUCCCACUUCAGUAAUUCAAGCUGGCAUGGGGUAAAUUUGUUUCCUUUUAUAAAACUUUUGUUACAUAAAUAUACUAUGUGCAUAUGUUUGUGUGAGCAUAAGUUGCUUUCUAUUGAAAUUCUUCGAAACCUGACUUUACUAUUUAUAAUUUGGCACAGUACUUUGAAUAUGUCAGUACUAUGUUGUAAGAGAGAGUUGUAUUUUUUGAUAUGUAACAAUGCUAAAACACUACUAAUUCCCACUGGAGGAGAUCAGAGAUGAUAUAACACUUCUUGAACAGGUGUAAUUUCAAGAUCUUUUUAAUAAAAAUGUUGUGUCUACUUAUGAUUUAUUUUUUUCUGUUCAAUUCUGGUCACAUUGAGAUGUUAAUUCUUUCUUACCUUUUUAUCCAAAAGGUGAUUUGGCAUGAAAAUAACUGAAAAUUUAUAAUGAAUGUAUGAAAUUGCGUUGAACUUGCAUGGUACUAAGACCUAUUUAUGUGUGUAACCUUAGCUUCUCUUAGCUAAUAUCUGGAUGUACUGUAUGUGGCCACGCUUAUAAAGCACUCAUUUUUAUUCGUUCUUGGAUGGCCUCCUUUUAACAUGACCAAAGUUAUUGUCAUACCUGAGACCUUUUCUUCAAAUAAAAGUUUGUAUAUUGUUUCCUAAUGCCAACAA